Messenger RNA from Penicillium coprophilum, 906 nucleotides. Its product is annotated as aminoglycoside phosphotransferase family protein. The record is from RefSeq and is a predicted model, not a curated record. The transcript has a single exon. NCBI's taxonomy places the organism in Eukaryota, Fungi, Ascomycota, Eurotiomycetes, Eurotiales, Aspergillaceae. Bases 1 to 906 code for a protein of 301 amino acids.
AUGGACCCUGUCAGGGAAUCCAUCAAGCAGGUUGAUGAAAACACAUGGCUUAUCGGUGCCCUCAUUCUCCAUCGUUGCAACGGAUAUUCUGAUACCGCGACGUGGUACGAUCAGGGUGCGUAUUCGAGUUAUACUCUCUCUGAUGCGCCCAAUCCUUCGCCUCCAUUCGUGCCCUUACCUGCGGACCACCCAACCAUUGUGCUUGUCUACGACGCCGGGGACUCCUCGGCUGUCUGGUCAUUAGGGAACAGUGCUUUUUGCAAGGUCAAAUUGCGAGUCAAAGAUACAACGCGAGAAGCUACAACUCUAGAAUUUGUGCAGAAACAAAAACCCACCUUUGAGAUCCCUAGGAUUUUACACACAGCGGAAUAUAACGAUCGUUCCUACCUUUUCCUUAGUAGGGUCCCAGGCCGCACGCUUUCCGAUGCCUGGCCCACUCUAGACGACCAUUGGAAACAUCAUUACGUGAAUUCUGUGGUGAAGAUUUGUCAAUCUCUUGAGGGCUGGAAAGGUGAUAUGCUAGGAGGCGUGGAUGGCAAAUAUAUACCCGAGCAGUAUCUCGUUAAGUACGGGGCCGAUUACAACUAUCAGCCUGAGAUACUCCAACAAGCGUGUGAAUUGAUGGGUAUGGACUGCUCCGAAUUUGUAUUUUACCAUUCGGAUCUUGGACCGGGUAAUAUCAUUGUGGAGGACGUUCCGGAAACUGGGUCUGUUGGAAUCAUCGACUGGGAGGCUGCCGGGUACUUUCCUAGGGGAUGGAUCCGAACGAAGUUCCGAAUAAGCAGUGGUUUGGAUCUGCCUAGUUCGGUGACAGAUGUGCAUUGGUGGCGAUGGGAAGUUCAGAAGUCACUUGGGGAACAUGGGUUCGAGGACUAUUCAAAGAAAUGGCAGUCUUGGUGGUAUUGA